This is a messenger RNA of Leptomonas pyrrhocoris, 6636 nucleotides long. RefSeq lists its product as hypothetical. The record is from RefSeq and is a predicted model, not a curated record. The coding region runs from base 961 to 6636 and encodes 1891 amino acids. NCBI's taxonomy places the organism in Eukaryota, Euglenozoa, Kinetoplastea, Trypanosomatida, Trypanosomatidae. The transcript has a single exon.
GCUCUUGAGCAGCGGGAGAGAGUCUCGCGACGGUGCUACUUUGAGCGGACGCCAUUUUUUCGGCAAGGAGACCUCUCCGUCUUUCUUUCCUUGAUUUUUAAAGAUUUUUGUGUUCUGUUGGAUCAUCAUUCCAACAUGCGUAGCCUUCGACCCAUUUGAGCACAAGCGUCGUUCUCCAUUUUUAGAUAUUUCAUCUUCGCCAUCCUGCUGUUCGGUGUUCUCCUCCUCUUCCGCCGUCCUCUCCAUCGUGUUGACUUUCUUUUCUGUUUGUUUUACGUUCACGUUCACGUUCAUAGAUUCUUUGUUUCUUUAGAGCCUUCCCUUGCGAUUGGCUUUUUUGGCAUUUUCGCUCCCUUUUCCUUUUUACCGGAGGAGGGCCUUCCAUCUGUGCACAUGUCGAAUGUGUUCCCGCGCGGUGGGCGUGGCGGGGCCGACCGUGCCGUCGCCGAUCCCUCUUCCGCCUCCGCCGCCUCUUCCUCCUCGUCGCUGUUCAACGCGCGUCCGCCGCACCGCUUAUCGCACGAGCUGAGCGCCGCUGCCUCGCCGACCUCACCCUCCCUCGAUGACAUUCGUGCUCGUCUGCACGAUGUAAUGCGGAGUAUUGACGACACACUAGUCGAAGCGGAGGCGUCCCCACGUGCAUCGGCAGCGCCACCAAAACUCCAGCCUUUCAGCGCCACACCGGCGUUUGAGGCUUCCGCCGAAGCAUCAUCGCAGACCUUUCGGGGACAGGAGGCGGAAGGAGGAUCGAGACCUGUGCAGCGGCCUCCACCACACCUGCGUGUCACGUAUCGUGCGGGCGACUCUCCAUCUGCGUCCACCGCCUGGCCCAGUCCACGAGCUGCUCCGACGGGCUCCUCUGCAGCCGCAGAGCUUGCGUUCUCCGCCCCUCCUUUGGCUCCCCCAACGCGGUCUCUUUGCCCUUUUCCAGCAGCAACAAUCCACGCAGGGAGACGCUACAUGCCCGCCGGUGCUGCACAGGUUCGUUCGUCUUCCUCGUCUUCCAUCUCUGACGAAGGGAAAGACGAGGAGUCUGCGGCGACCAGCACCACCGCCGGAGCAGGUCUCUCGGCCACGUUUAAAGCUACCUUAGAUUACUGGCGAGCCGGCGGUCACCGCACGCUGCAUCGUGUGCCGACAAGUGAGAAGAACAUCAGCUUCUCUGCCGCUGACGUCGCCGGUGCUGUUCGGCGCGCUGCGCCGGCGCCAUCUGUUACCUCAGCCGUGUCCAGCCAGACAACGGCCUCGAAAUACAUGAAGCCAUCCACCGCUGCACGUGAGUAUUUCUGCAGUGGUGGCGCUGGCACGCGGCCGUCCAACACCAUCACAGACACGCUCACCAGCACCAGUGUGACCACGACGCGCUCGUCGCCGUCCCCUUCGUCGGCCUCUUCGUCUUCUGCCGCUCGAGAGGACCGGUUCGCGCCGCGACCUGCGCCAUCAGCUCCGUGGGUUUCGAGAAGCCAAUUCACACACCCCCAUGACAACUCGGCGAAUACGGCGGCUGCUGCGGCGAGAGCGCGGAAUUACCCGACAUCGUCGUCCAUAAGUCCGGCGGGUGACGCGCCGCCUUUCAGGGGGAGCCCGGCGGCGGAUCCACCUUCUACUCCGACCCCGCUGCCACACCCGUCUACCGUCCCUUCCCUGUCGGCUCGUUUGGCGGUGCUGCGUGCUACGGACGCGGUGCAGCGCAGCGCCCUGCUUCAGCGCGACGGCGCCAAUUUGGCCAACCAGAGCGCUGGCGGUGGUCGGACGGACGACCGCUUAAACGACCGAUUUUCUCCUUCACCUUACGGGGGCAGGUACACGGAAGUGCAACGGCACAAGGACCCGCGGGACGCUGUGGAGGCUGCCUUUCGUCGUGAGGAGGACAACAGCAGAAGAGGGCCCUUCCAUCCACCGAGACCAGAGGAGGACAGUUUUCAUCGCGCGCCUGCGGCGUCCGCCGUCGUCGACACGCCCCUGCCCUACCGCACUUCGCCGUACAGGAGCCACCGUCCUCCCUUCUCCCCUCCACCGCUCCAGAGCAGCGACGCUGGCGGACACCACCACAACCACGACCCACGCAACGCUCAAGCGUGGAACGGUGAAGACGGCGAUCUUCAGUGCGGUACAUGCGGCAUCAACGCCAGCCGUGACAGCAAUGCGCUCGUGCGCAGCUCCGACGGGUCGCGAGUGAACUCGCCGAGCUCCGCCGAGCGGCGCACCCGCCGAGAGGCACGGCAGGAUGAAACGAACCAUAUCGUCGACCUCGCACUGGCGCGACAGGCAGCGGCAGAGGAGGCGUGGCGAGAGAGCCAGCACCAUCUUCGACCGCCGCCUCCCCGUCCACGCAGUCUCUCUCCCAACUGUCCUUCAUUGCGCCAACACACGGCGGCCCUAGUCCCUACGAGCCCUUAUCGAAGGCAUCAAGCGAGGGAAGGCGGCAGAAGCGGAGGUAGUGUUGAAUACCCGGCCAGCACGGCGCUGCUGGAUGCCAUGCAGGCCCGUCUUGCUCCCUACGCCGCAAAAACCGCUAUGAUGACGGCAGCCGACGACGAGGACGGUGCGCUGCCGAUGCAGGAGGAGCUGGCAGUGCGGGCGAAGCUCGCGGCACGACGGAGCGGCGAAGGAGCUCAGGGCGUUAGUGACAGACCUGAACACCACUCGACAGAGCUGCAGCUGCGGCAGCGACAACAACAGGAUCACUACCCACGUCUGGGUGAGGUCCGCGGCACGGAAACUGCGCGGCAGCAGAAGAGAGAGGUGGAACGGCCAGCGAACGUACCGACUGACGCACCGGCCAACAUUCCCGCCAGCGAGGCGAAGGAAGGAGGCCCCAACGCGCUGGAAGCCGUUCGAGCACAUGCGGUACAGCUCGAGCGGCUUCGCCAACGAAUGCAACGAAUGCCGGCUCCCGCAAAUCCUGCCUCGGCACAACCCACAAAGACAAAUACGACUGUAAGUGAGAAGCCGGCAGCCGCGUUGCGAGACGUCCCGGCGAGUGCUUCGUCUGCGUCCUCGCUGAACAUUCCGGAGGUGCCGUCGUCGUCGGGGCACCGCUCCCUGCUGGCCGACCCUGCGCUCAUGCGCACGCAGCAGCAUCGCGGCAGCUCGAGAGAUGCGACAACACGGGCAGCAGCGACACCUGAUGUGCCCACAAGGGCGGCGGGGCACCCAGGGACACCCCUCCCAGAGAGAAAGAUGACGAAACUCUCUACUGCUGCGGCACUGACCGCGACAUCGGUGGAGGUGGACUCGGACGCGGAGGGGGAGGAGGCGCCUCUGUCGGGCGUCUCGGCGAGUUCAUUGGACGAUCGUGAGCCGACGCCGGAGCGAGUUGUGGCGCACACGUUGAAACGGACGUCGCCGGCUGAGGCGGUCGUCAACAAUGCUGGCGACGCCGCCGCCGCCUCGCGGCAGCCAAAUGCGGUGCGUCGACUUCAAAAUGAUGGCGAUAGAGGCUGUAAACCAACGAAGGCGGCACCUUUACGGGGUGCAAGGACACCAUCUGCCAAUGCAACGCAGUACGCUGCGUGGCUCUCGCAGAACACGAACAGCGACAGCGACGAUGCGGACGCAGAAGACGCGUCGCAACACGAUUGGGCCUCCGCCACACAACUCCCACCUGCACGACCACCACGGGCAGCACCUCCCCCGCCAAGCGGUCCAACGGCACAGCCAGAAGCGUCAGCAUACCGUGGCGGGCAACGCGGACAACCGUCAACACAACCUACGCAACAGAAAAGUUCACCCACAGCUGCCGGCGCAGCUGAAGUGGCAGCCCCAUCUUCCUUUGCCUCGCCCGCUGAUGAGCAAUGCCCGCAGCGGAGAAGCCGCACCCCCGUUCCAUCUUCCUACGCGGAGGAGAUGCCAUCGCCGCCGCCAGCAAAGCCUCCCACUUCAGACGCACGCCUUCCGCAGGGAGCAGAAGGCAGCAACACGCAGAACCGCACUCCCGCAAGCGACGCAAACACGCUGAACAAACUCGGAGAGGAGCUCAAGAGAGCGCCGACGAUGCGGGCGACUUCACGCCCGUCGUUGCCUAUCGAGGACGCGGAGCGCGACAUCGUCUCCUCCUCCCCGUCCGCUGGUCGACAGCAACACCGCGGCAGCAGCACCCCGAGUGACAACGACAGCGCAUUGGAUGAGGUGGCCGACGGCGGCGGUGGCGCGUGGACCCCGGCACGCCUGGCCGCCAUCCAGUCCACCCUUCUGCACGUCUCUCCAACGCGGGGCACGGCGUGGCAGGAUGGGUUUAUAUCGGCCCACCACAACAACUACGGUCCCUCCGCAUCGUCGUUGUCUUCUUCUUCCUCUUCUUCCCUGCCCGACUACGGGGUGUUAUCCCCCUUUGCGCCACCAACGACGACGAAGCAGAGUGCGCCGCAGUCACAGCCACUGCUGCGUUCGGCGUCGCCUUCCAACUCCCUCGCCCACGGGCCGUCUUCUCCUCCUCCAACGAAGUCAGCGCUGAACCCGCCGGCUCCCGCUACUGCUGCUGUUGCGGCUGCUGCGGCUACCAGCUCCGGCGACCCAACACUCGCCUAUCGACGUGCAGUGCGACAUGAGGCAAACAGACGGGCCGUCCUGCGUGCGCAGGCGCUGCUGAUGGAGCACGGCGUGUCGGUAGAGGUGCAGCUGGCGGGUCGGCGUCUGCCUGCGGCGGUGAAACUGUCGAAGGACAAGAAGGAGCUGCUCUUCUUUCUCGAGCGCAUGACGGAGAUCUCACCGCCGUUGUCGUCGUCGAGCACGCCACGCGCGCGCUCCCUCGUCACUCCCCCACCGUCUUCGCGGAGUCGCCCGCAGCCUUUGCUGCCGGGCGGCGCACGUGGGCCGAUGCCAGAUGCGGGGCACUGGUCUACGGUAGUAACCGCACGGGCAACCGGCCCAGAGUCGUCUGUCCCUUCUUCGUCCCCACGACGGCAGCGCUCUCCCGUUUCGCCGCGGCAGCAAGGGGCGCUCUACUCGGUGGCCCCGUCGGUGCUCCCGCGCAGGGGCGGCGGCGACGACGGAAGGCGGGGCCCGCCCCUACAGCCGAAGCUGAUGGCUGGACCUCCGCCGCCCAACUUUGUGAAGCUGCCACCUAGCGCCGUGCGGCUUCCUUCGAACCGUGUUGGCGCCGGCGCCGUGCACUUCGCACCGACGAACCAACCACAGCAUCCACCGGGCCGCUUCAACAGUGCUCCUCUUCCUCCUCAGGUACAACGGGCAUCACCGGCCCGCUUCCGCACGCCAGCCCAGUCAAACCCACACCCGACCCUCCUGCCGCCUGCCUCAGACCCCCCAUUAAACAGCCGAGCCGCAGCGCCCUCUUCUUCUACGUCUGUCAGGGGAGCUGCUGCUGUUGCUGCUGCUGCUGCUAGGACUUCUCGCACGCCCUCACCCGAGUCUACUGCGCUGCGCCUGCCCACUCCCCCAAGGACGGUGCACGUGCGUGAGUUGCAUCACUUCCCGUGCCGCCACGCGCGCGUCUACGUGCCUUACGGUGUGAUGGGAUACGAAGAAGACAGCGGAUUUGGUGGACCCGGCACGUGGGAGGACGUGAGCGGCAUCUUGUGCGGCCCGGCCAGCUACGAGGUGCUGCGGCGCUACAGCUGUCCGCUGUUUGCGAAGGUGCGCGGUGGCGACUACGUGCCCUAUCGCGUCUUCGUUAUCAUUCCUGAGUUUCAGCGCAUUGAUCUCCCGCAGGACGCCGUGCUGCUCGUGCUGGACUUCCGGCAGCGGGCUGAUUGGGUGCUCUUCCUGUUGGCGGUACAGCCGAGUGCGGCGGGCCACGGUGGUGAUCUGGGUACCACCGCAAGGGACGGAAUGGGAUCGCCGACUGCUGCGUCGCGUAGCACGCGGACUCCCGUCUUGUCCUACGGACGAGCGCUGUGGAUGCUGGCGGUGCAGCGACUCCAGCGUGCUCGUGCGCUGCGUGGGCUGAACCCCUUUGAGUCGCGAACGCAGACGUCACCGCCCCAGCAGCGGCGAGGGCGGCAGCUGCGGACCGAAGACGACGGCGAAGAAAGAGGGCAAGUGGGGUCAACUGACUCAGCCGCCCUACGCAGCAAGGCCGGCGCAACCACAGCGGCUGUUCAAAGUGGGCCCUCUUCCGCCCCUUCGUCGUCCCCUUCACAAACGGCGCGCGCACCUGCCGAUCGAACCGCAUCGCCCGGUGCGGCAGCGGCUUCUCUCCGCUUUGCCGCCCCGGCUGCCACCACACCGGCGUCGUCGCUGCUGCCACGUCGCAGUCCUCUGCGGAGCGAUGCGAUGCAGCCGCGUGUCGGGUGGCAGAGCGGGCAGCCGGGGCGGAGUUCACUCCGGCGCGUGCCGCUGCCUGCUGCCGCGGCGCCAUCCGGCAUCCCCCGCCACCAGCGGUCCGACAACGACCCUCAAGUUGUUGCUCCCCCCGGCGGUGCGAAAGGGCUACGGAGAGAAGGGGCUCGCCCACGGACGGCCACACAGGGGCCGAGUCCGCAGGGGGCGGCGUUCGCCUCCGCCCCGCCUGUCGACGCCGGCGACACUGCAGACGCUUCGCCGCUCUACGCAGAGGAGAAGUCGACGCCGCGUUUCCGCUUGUUGAGGCGCGUGGCGAACUCGUUGAGCAGCAGCAGGCGCAGCAGGCGCAGCAGCGCACCGAGCAAGCAAUCGGCCGCGAAAGCAGAGAACUAA